AUGGAUGUGAGGGGCUGCAGGGCCGGGACAGAGGUUGACGAGAAGCAGCGAAGGAGGGCACGGCAAGACAGCGGGGCAUUGUGCUCGUACACCAGGCACUGGGAGACACACUCAAACACAUUCACUCAUUCACACACUGACGCUGCCGUGCACACAAGCGCAUGCUUCUGCCCACUGCCACACAGACUUGCGCUGGCAUCUUGGAGGGCAGCCCCAUCUCCAGUGCAGUCCUGGGUGUCGAAGCUGCUCGACCCUCUCUCAGCUUCAGAUCAACUGACCUCUGAGAUAGAUCCUCCUCUACUGUGGACUGCAGUGAUUCUCAGGGCCAUCAUUCACAAAAACUGGGCAUCCCAGCUGAUCUACACAAGCAGAGGAGAAGUGGCACCAACCUGUGGACCAGAAGGAGCAGUGAGAGGUAAAUAUCCAACAUCAGGAAUUUCUCUGCAACAGUAAAAUAUUUCUAAAAUAUCAAAAGGAUACGAUUACCAAUAUAUUUUGAAGACGUUUGAUCAGCUUGAUGAAGAAUAAGAACAGCUAGUGUGUUAUAUUUAGUGAACUCUAACAACUAAAUACCACUUCUCUAGACCUUAAGCUGCUAAUAUUGUUCGUAAUUGCUCUCAUACUACCACAAUAUUUGCAAUAAUGCCCUUCAGUGUGGGCAGAAUAAUUAGUUGCAUUUGAGUAGAAUUAUAAUUCUUGCUCUUAUGCAUAAAAAUCCCACAUGUAUGAUAAUCCAUUUAUGUCUGGUCUGUGAUCAACGCCCUUGUUUGGACAUUUAUCUGUAUAUCUAAAAGGGGAUUAAAGGUACUGCAUCCAUCUCUGCUCUGAAACCCUUAGAUUGAUGGUUCAGGUGGGAGUUUGAUACACAAAAUCGAUAAAUGCGGAUUCUUAGAGCUGGGACAAUUAGAUGACAUAUAGGUCCUCCUGGCCCACACUACAAGUCUUCAUGAAAGAUGCUUGUGUUCACAGUCCCCUCAUGUUUUUCUGAGAUAAUCCACUCACCCAGCAAGGCGUAGCAAGACACCCACAGCUGUGUCAAAGACGGCUAUUCUCUCUGGUUCUGACUGGAAUCCACUAAACAUGGGCCUCCGAGCGUGUUUGAAAAUAAUUAUGAUAAGGACAAGCUUCAGUGGUCGUUCAUACUUAUUAAUGUAGAGCUUCUUUCUGUGAGUGGUAGGGAGUUAUAAAUGUUUGUAUCAGUAAAUUUCACUGUACAGAAUGUGUGUAUUAUGACUAAGAAAAUAAUAUAUUUUUUCUAUUGUCAUCUCUGUGUUUAAGGGUACCUGUUCUGGUCAAACCAAGCUGAGCUCAACACCCGCCAAAAGACUGACGAUCCCGCAGUGGAGCACUUUUCUUCCAACUCAAUAGACUGUCACAUUUCUUUGUGGGACAAGAAGUUGGCUUACUUCAACAAACAAAGACUGAAAUAA
This is a messenger RNA of Xyrichtys novacula (pearly razorfish), 1430 nucleotides long. Lineage: Eukaryota; Metazoa; Chordata; Actinopteri; Labriformes; Labridae. The record is from the annotation of a GenBank genome assembly.